Messenger RNA from Linum trigynum, 1786 nucleotides. NCBI's taxonomy places the organism in Eukaryota, Viridiplantae, Streptophyta, Magnoliopsida, Malpighiales, Linaceae. The record is from the annotation of a GenBank genome assembly.
UAUCCUGAAGAUUAUAUUCCUUCAGAAACAAGUAGGCGAUCGCUUCCUCCACAAUUAUAUUUAUCCCUGCCUACCUAGCCUAGCAACAUGGAAGUCUCGAUCCUCUCAAGAGAAAUCGUGAAGCCAUCUACACUACUACCCGCUCAACUCGUCGAGCCCUUGAAGCUCAACCUGUUGGACCAGCUAACUCCCAUGAGUUACUCUCCACUCGUACUCUUCUACCCAAACAACAACAGUGCUCAGUCGUCCUCCUUCAGAAACAUCUCCAACCGCCUCAAGUGGUCACUCUCCGAAGCACUCUCCCUCUACUACCCAAUGGCCGGCAGGGUCAGGGACAACUACGCCAUCCACGACUUCGACCAAGGGAUCCCCUACCUUGAAACCCACGUCAAGGGCCACUUGUCCGACUUGCUCACUAGCUCCGCCAAUGCAUCCGUGUUGCCAAAGCUAAACGACUUCCUCCCCUUACCAACCUUCCGCCGGGCCCCCGACUCCGGCCCACAGGUCGCGGUCCAGCUCAACGCCUUCGAGUGUGGUGGGCUGGCCCUCGGGAUCUGCUCCUCGCACAAGACCCACGACGGGGUUGCCGGCAGCGCCUUCCUCCGGAGUUGGGCGGCCAUCAACGCGGACCACGUUCAGAACGUGGCGCAUCCGAGUUUCGAGGAAGGGCCGUUGACUUUCCCUCCCAUCAAGUCAAUGCCACGUCAUUAUGCAUCGUUGACCGAGGAUCUCUGGUUCGGGAGGGGAGGGGAGCCGGUGAUGACGAGGAGGUUCGUGUUCGGGCCCGAGUCGGUGGCCGAGCUGAGGGAACGAGUCAAAAAGAAAGCGCUCGAGAAGUACUCGACCCGGGCGGAGGCGGUGUCGGGUUUCCUGUGGAAGUCAAUUAUACACGCGUCGAAUUCUGGGAACCCCACUCUUUUUACUCAGAGUGUGAACCUCAGGAGGCUGACGAGGCCGCGUUUGGCGAAGCAUUCGUUCGGGAACCUGGUCUUGUUCUCGGACUCUAGCUAUGAUCAUCAUCAUCAUGGUGGCAACGAACAAGGCGCGAGGGUUGGUGAGCUGGCAAUGCUGGUUAGGAAAGGGGUUUCGGAGAUGGACUAUGAUUACGUGGAGAGGUUGCGUGGGGAGGAAGGUUCCGAAGCUAUUUUCGAGUACUAUGAGAGGCAGGCGGAGAUUGAAGACGGGCAAACGGACGUGUACAACUUCUCUUGCUGGCAUGGGUUGGAUUUGACUAAGACCGAUUUCGGGUGGGGUCCGACCGUUUGGGUUGGAUUGAGUACUAGUGGGGCCGGGGGAGGAGGCGAUGAUGACGACGAUGCGGUGCCGUAUUGUUCGAACUCGGUGGUUCUGAUGGAGGAUGGAAGGAGUAAGGAUGGGAUGGAGGUUUGGUUGACUUUGGAGGAGCCGGUGAUGAGUGCACUGGAGAACGACGUGGAGUUCUUGCAAUUUGCCUCGUCGGGAUCGGCCAUCUUGCCUCCAACCUGUGCGUCGUAGCUAGUAUCAACGAGCUCAUUGAAGGUUUCGUUGAUAUUAAUUUCUACGUCCAUGCGUCAAGUCGUUAAUAAAAUUCUCCUUGUCAAGAGAAUAUUGGCUAAAUUACACGUUUGGUCACUCAAAUAAUCAAAUUAUACAAGUUUUUCACAUUUGCUACCCGAAUCACUUUUCUUUCUUAUUCGCCAUUAACUUAUGAAUCGUUUCACCGUUAGCACUGGCCGUCAGUCUCCGUUAGAUACCGUUAACACCGUUAAAUUUUUGAUGAUGUGGCAAACAAAAUAGCUGACUAGAC